Leptosomus discolor (cuckoo roller) is the source of this 614-nucleotide messenger RNA. Lineage: Eukaryota; Metazoa; Chordata; Aves; Leptosomiformes; Leptosomidae. The record is from RefSeq and is a predicted model, not a curated record.
AUGGUGUUCAGGUCCCCGCUAGAGCUUUAUCCCACCCAUUUCUUCUUGCCAAACUUCGCCGCCGACCCGCACCACCGCUCCCUCCUUCUCGCCAGGGUGCCGCGGGAGGAGACUGGAGACAUAGAGAGGCUGGGGAGGUUCCUCUGGUCGCUGCCGGUGGCGCCGGGGGCAUGCGAGGCCAUCAACAAGCACGAGUCCAUCCUCCGCGCCCGGGCGGUGGUGGCCUUCCACACGGGCAACUUCCGAGACCUCUACCACAUCCUGGAGAACCACAAAUUCACCAAGGAGUCCCACGGCAAGUUGCAGGCCAUGUGGCUCGAAGCGCACUACCAGGAGGCCGAGAAGCUAAGGGGUCGCCCUCUGGGGCCGGUUGAUAAAUACAGGGUGAGGAAGAAGUUUCCGCUGCCCAGGACCAUUUGGGAUGGCGAGCAGAAGACGCACUGCUUCAAGGAGAGGACUCGCAGCCUCCUGAGGGAGUGGUACCUGCAGGACCCUUACCCCAACCCCAGCAAGAAAAGGGAACUGGCUCAGGCCACGGGGCUCACCCCCACGCAAGUAGGCAACUGGUUCAAAAACCGAAGGCAAAGAGACAGAGCAGCGGCGGCUAAAAACAG